Molecule: messenger RNA, 8122 nt
Organism: Pogoniulus pusillus (Red-fronted tinkerbird)
Lineage: Eukaryota; Metazoa; Chordata; Aves; Piciformes; Lybiidae
Gene: GRIK3
Product: glutamate ionotropic receptor kainate type subunit 3
Exons: 16
Coding region: 317-3076 (919 amino acids)
Biological process (GO): monoatomic ion transport; modulation of chemical synaptic transmission; synaptic transmission, glutamatergic
Cellular component (GO): kainate selective glutamate receptor complex; presynaptic membrane; postsynaptic density membrane
Molecular function (GO): transmitter-gated monoatomic ion channel activity involved in regulation of postsynaptic membrane potential; kainate selective glutamate receptor activity
Source: RefSeq, a predicted model, not a curated record
AGCCGCUCCCGCGGGCGCACCGGCAGCCCCGGCUCCGCAGGUGCCUCCCGACCGGCACCGGCACCGCACGGACCUGCUCGGCUGGGCUCGGCACGGAGUGGAACGGCUCGACUCGGCACGGAGUGGAGAGGAACGACUCGGCUCGACUCGGAGUGGCUGCCGCGGGACGGGCCGGCGCGGCCGCACUAAGAUGAGCCAUGAGCGGAGCGGCCCCGGUCCGCACCGGCCGCUCCGCCUGAGCCCCGGGCAGCAGAAGCCCGCUCCCCCGCUGUCCCUGGGGCCGUAGGGCCGCCCCGGCCCCGCGCCCUCCCCAACGAUGCCCCAUCUCUGGCAGGCUCUCCGCGGCGUGCUCUGGGAAUAUUGGGCAGCGCUACUGGUCGGCGGCUUCUGGGGCCAGUGCUCGCACGGGAUGCCGCAUGUCAUCCGGAUCGGAGGGAUCUUUGAGUAUGCAGAUGGCCCCAACACCCAGGUGAUGAGUGCUGAGGAGCAAGCCUUCAGGUUUUCUGCCAACAUUAUUAACAGAAACAGAACUCUGCUGCCCAACACGACGCUGACCUACGACAUCCAGAGGAUACACUUCCACGACAGCUUCGAAGCCACUAAGAAAGCCUGCGACCAGCUCGCUCUGGGGGUGGUAGCAAUAUUUGGACCUUCCCAAGGUUCCUGUACCAACGCUGUCCAGUCCAUCUGCAAUGCCCUGGAAGUCCCUCACAUACAGCUUCGGUGGAAGCAUCACCCUUUGGAUAACAAGGACACUUUCUAUGUCAACCUCUACCCUGACUAUGCCUCCCUUAGCCAUGCCAUUCUGGACCUCGUGCAGUACUUGAAGUGGAGGUCAGCCACUGUGGUUUACGACGACAGCACAGGCCUCAUCCGGCUGCAAGAGCUGAUCAUGGCCCCCUCGAGGUACAACAUCCGCCUGAAGAUCCGGCAGCUGCCGCUGGACACCGACGACGCGCGGCCGCUGCUGAAGGAGAUGAAGCGGGGCAGGGAAUUCCGCAUCAUCUUCGACUGCAGCCACCUGAUGGCAGCUCAGAUCCUCAAGCAGGCCAUGGCAAUGGGAAUGAUGACAGAAUACUACCACUUCAUCUUCACCACUCUGGAUCUUUAUGCAUUAGACCUAGAACCAUAUCGCUACUCUGGAGUGAACCUGACUGGCUUCCGGAUCCUCAACGUGGAGAACCCCCACGUGUCCUCCAUCGUCGAGAAGUGGUCCAUGGAGAGGCUGCAGUCGGCGCCCAAGGCGGAGCUGGGGCUGCUCGAUGGUGUGAUGAUGACAGACGCUGCCCUCUUGUACGACGCGGUGCAUGUGGUGUCCGUCUGCUACCAGCGCGCCCCGCAGAUGACAGUCAACUCCCUGCAGUGUCACCGCCACAAGGCCUGGAGGUUCGGUGGCCGCUUCAUGAAUUUCAUCAAAGAGGCCCAAUGGGAGGGAUUAACAGGACGGAUUGUCUUUAACAAAACCAGUGGCUUGCGGACAGACUUCGAUUUGGACAUCAUCAGCCUCAAAGAAGAUGGGCUGGAGAAGGUUGGAGCUUGGAGCCCUUCAGAUGGUUUGAACAUCACCGAAAUCUCCAAAGGACGAGGGCCCAACGUCACCGACUCGCUGAGCAACAGAUCCCUCAUUGUCACCACUGUCCUGGAAGAGCCCUUCGUCAUGUUCCGUAAGUCAGACACAGCCCUGUUUGGGAACGACCGCUUUGAGGGCUACUGCAUCGACCUGCUGAAGGAGCUGGCCAUCAUCCUGGGCUUCACCUACGAGAUCCGCCUGGUGGAGGACGGCAAAUACGGCGCCCAGGAUGAGAAGGGGCAGUGGAAUGGCAUGAUCAAGGAGCUCAUCGACCACAAAGCUGACCUGGCCGUGGCUCCUCUCACCAUCACCCACGUGCGGGAGAAAGCCAUCGACUUCUCCAAGCCCUUCAUGACCCUGGGGGUCAGCAUCCUCUAUCGGAAGCCCAACGGGACCAACCCCAGCGUGUUCUCCUUCCUCAACCCCCUGUCUCCUGACAUCUGGAUGUACAUCCUCCUGGCCUACCUGGGGGUCAGCUGCGUGCUGUUUGUCAUAGCCAGGUUCAGCCCCUACGAGUGGUACGAUGCCCACCCCUGCAACCCAGGCUCGGACAUUGUGGAGAACAACUUCACUCUGCUGAACAGCUUCUGGUUUGGGAUGGGAGCACUGAUGCAGCAAGGCUCCGAGCUGAUGCCCAAGGCGCUGUCCACACGGAUCAUCGGCGGCAUAUGGUGGUUCUUCACCCUCAUUAUCAUCUCGUCCUACACGGCCAACCUUGCUGCCUUCCUGACGGUGGAGAGGAUGGAGUCCCCCAUCGACUCGGCAGAUGACUUGGCAAAGCAGACCAAGAUAGAGUACGGGGCAGUGAAGGAUGGAGCUACCAUGACCUUCUUCAAGAAAUCCAAAAUUUCCACCUUUGAAAAAAUGUGGGCUUUCAUGAGCAGCAAACCCACUGCCCUGGUCAAGAACAACGAGGAAGGCAUCCAGAGAACCCUCACAGCUGACUACGCCCUGCUGAUGGAGUCAACCACCAUCGAGUACAUCACCCAGAGGAACUGCAACCUGACACAGAUUGGGGGUCUCAUCGACACCAAAGGCUAUGGGAUUGGGACUCCCAUGGGGUCACCAUACAGGGACAAGAUCACCAUUGCCAUCCUGCAGCUGCAGGAGGAGGACAAGCUGCACGUAAUGAAGGAGAAGUGGUGGCGGGGGAAUGGCUGCCCUGAGGAUGAGAACAAGGAGGCCAGUGCUCUGGGCAUCCAGAACAUUGGUGGCAUCUUCAUCGUCCUGGCAGCAGGCCUGGUGCUCUCUGUCUUCGUGGCCAUGGUGGAGUUCAUCUACAAGCUGCGCAAGACGGCGGAGCGUGAGCAGCGCUCCUUCUGCAGCGCCAUGGCCGAUGAGAUCCGACUGUCGCUCACCUGCCAGCGCCGGGUCAAGCACAAGCCGCAGCCUCCCGUCAUGGUGAAGACAGACGCCGUGAUCAACAUGCACACCUUCAACGACCGCCGCCUGCCAGGCAAGGACAACAUGACCUGCAACACCGGAUUGACACCCGUCUUUCCCUAGGGAAUGGGAACGGAGGAGGGCGGGAGGGAAGGAGCUGCGGCAGACGAGGCUGGAUGCGCUCUGAACUAGGGAAGAAAGGAUUGGAAGUGAUGAGGAUAACAACAAACACCCCAAACAGACAGGAAAACAACCAAGCAACCCAAACAAGCCUGGUUUGGUUCAUCUAGAGAACAAGACCUUUGCCACGCAGCUGCAUCCAUCACCGGCAUGGAAGGCAGAAGAACUUCAAAGCAGGGACUGCAACGUGGGGCUUGGGGCUUUUUGGGGUUGUUUUGGGGCUUUUUAGGUCUUUUUUUUCUCUUCUUUUUUUUUUUUUCCUUCUUUGUUUUUCCUUUUUCCCUCCUUUUUUCUUUUUUUUUUUUCCUCUUUUUUUUCUCUUUUUUUUCCUCCUCCUCUUCUUUUUUUUUCUCUUCUCUUUUUUUUCCUCUUCUCUUCCUCCUUUUUUCUUUUUUCCCCUCUCUUUUUUCUUUUUUUUCUCCUCUUUUUUUUCCUCUUCUCUUUUUUCCUCUUCUUUUUUUCUCUUAUUUUUUUUGUCCUCUACUUUUUUUUCUCUCUUCCUCCUCUCUUUUUUUCUCUUCUCUUUUUUUCCCUCUUCUAUUCCUCCUUUUUUCUCUUUUUCCACUCUUUUUUCUUUUUUUUCUCCCCUUUUUUCCCCUCUUCUCUUUUUUUUCCUCUUCUUUUUUUUUCUCUUCUCUUUUUUUUUUCUCUCCUCUCAUUUUUUUUCUCCUCUACUAUUUUUUUUCCUUCAAUGCUUAGAUCCUACAGGCUUCAUGGAGUCCAAAUGACACCACCCAGGAGUCUGAUGUUUACAUACUGAAAACACACAGAGGUGAAACAGGAUUGAGCCAAACCAGCCCUGGGCAGGUAAAGAGGAGCCCACCCCCGAGCCAGGUUCUAUAGUAUGGCAAUAAACAGGAACCCUCUGCCAGGUGCAGCCUGGCACAAGCAGCCACCUGUGCCAGCGUCUUCUCCACGCUGGUAGACACAGCACAUAGGACAUGAUGCCCAGGAAGGGGAAAGGUGAAGCACCUGACAGCCACAGCUUUGCCUUCUCUGGAAGCAGCUCAUGGUGGCACUUCACAGCUGUGCUGGCCGUGGACAUCUGCAGCUGGAAGCCCAAAUGGGAUAUACAGUGGGAGAAAUCAACACACCAUCAGCAGACCCUCAGCAGCUGACCAUGAAGGGCCAAAUAAGGCUGAAUGCAGCCAAACUCCAGUGUGGUGUGCACAGGAGCUGCUGCCAUCUCCAAGUGACAGCACCCCCACACUUGUGCACAACUCCAGCCCAUGUCAGCGUGACACAGUGACCUCUAGGUCCUCAGCUCCUCCAGUCUCUCCACAAAGCUCAGUGUCUCCUGCAGAGAGGUGUGGGAAGGGGCUGAGCCUGCAGGUUUCAGCAGUGCCAGGAGGUGCCAAGAGCGGAGCAGUACCCACGUCCAUGGAGCUCAGCAGUGCUGAGCUGCAGCUCUGCUGCCUUCACACUCAGGCCAGGAGAGCACUGAUGUCUGGAAGAGGACUAAAUGCUCUCCGUGGCAAGUCAAAGGCCCAGCCUGCAGGGCCAGGGCUGACCUGGGAUAAGCAGCACUAUGUGAGCCAACCCUGGCACCACUCUGGCUCUGCCCCUGCCCCAGCAGCAUUUCCAGGUGAUUUAAGCAAACACUGAAAUGGUCUUAAGAAAACUCCCAGGACCUGCUCUGAUUUUCAAGUUGCUUAACCCAGAAGGCUGCUCCUGCAGAUGAAUUCCAUCAGAAUUACCAAAGACCCCUCUGCUGACCUAAGGCAAGGCUUGGGUGAUGCCACCCAGCUCCAUCCCUCCACAGGAACCACACGAGUGGCCGGUGGGACACUGCAAAUUAAUUUGCCAACUGAACCAAACAGCUCUGCCCAUCGGAACCCAGCACAUCCCCCAGAGCCUGCAAAGGUGCUGAAAGCUGUGAUUUAAACACUGGUGGGGAAGAAAAGAGCAAACACCUUCCCCUAUGCUUGGCAAGUGUGACAGUGACCACCACUCACCCCUGCUCUAGAGGGCAGGCAGAGUCAUGUGGCUGUGUCCUCUGUGUCCUGAGCAAAGUGCCACAGCCACUGCAGGAACCUACAGCUGAAGUGACCCAGUUUGCCCUCCCCUUGCUGCAAAGCCUCUCUGGAAACUUUGCCCUCGCCCAAAGGAACAAACCUGUUUGGAGCUGCUCUGGGAUUGCUUUUUUUUCUUUUCCCCACCUGUUCCAUCUCCAGGCUCAGCUCUGGAGCUGAUCACAAUUAGCAAAUCAGCUCAAGGGGAGAGCUGCUCCUCCCCUCCUCACCACAGAUCCUAAUUUGUCCUUUGGGGGGUUUGUCUGGUUUUGGUUUUUUUAUUUUCCUCCCUGAUGUUAAAGAAGCAACAAAAAGUGACCCAAAACAAAGCAGGAGUGUGUCAGAUUUUGACUCAAGUAAAGGUUUGCAAAGCACUGAGGUUUGUUUUCAUGGAAACCAUGGCAAAUUAGGAUUGGGAGAUGCCAAUGGGCAUUGCCAUCCAAAGAGAUGCUGACCAAGUCCCCUGCAGCAGAGGCUGGAAGCACUGCUCUGCUUCCCACAGGGAAGAACAUUCUGUGUCUCUUUGCUGAUCCUUAGGCUGCUGUGAGUAGUGGAUUUUUAUGUUUUCCUUGUAGGUUUCUGAGCUCUUUGAAAGAGGUUUUCACAAUUAAGGCAGAGAAAAACAAAGCCUGAGCCUGGGCUCUCAGUGUUCAGAGAGUAAAACCCCCCCAGAAACCAGAACUCAUUUUGUUUCUUGGCAGCUUUUAAAUAAAUAAAUAACUCUGACUAAUAUCCCAAACCCCAUUUAUUCAUCUUUGACACCAGUUUGAUUUGAUUUUACUCACAAACAUCCCCGAGUGACAGGUGAGUGUCUGGAAUUAACUGGUGCUAUCUGCCAGCAGAGCAAAGCCUGCAGAGUAACCCUUUCCUUUCUCUUUCUCUCUCUCUCCACUGCCCAUAAAUCAGCAGCUCAUGCAUCUGCAGCCUGAGGUUAUGUCUCAACCCUCAUCAUUAAAACGUUGGAAGGGUCUGUGCUGCUCAGAGCAAGGCAGGAGCUUUGGGAACUGCCUGGGCCCCAGCACUGGGGACCUCUGGCUCCUGCCCAGUGAAGGGAGGGGAGCUGGGAUUGAUUCUCACCUCAGCCCUCCUGCUGUAUGCCAGAGGCAACUCGACCAGCACGAAUUCCACCUGUUGCUACUCUCCUCAGCAGAUCCCAGGGUCUUUCUGCCAUCCACAUCUUCCCUCGGAACCCUUUGCCCUCAUCCCAGAGAGCCAGGAGCUGGACAGGGUUUGACUGCAGAGCAGCAAGACCCCAGACUGGCACUGCUGUGCUGGGAGACCUGAGGAGGGACAGACCUGCUGGCCAAGCCUCUAAGCCUUCUGUGAGCUGUUCUGGAACCUGUUUGAGACCAUCCAUGGCUGACACCUGAGAAAUUAUUUGACUCCCAACUUUGUUUCAGUUGCUUCCUCUCUUGGUGGGCAGAGGGACUGAAAAUGAGCCGAGGAGAUAAAGCAAGCAGAGGUUUGCACUGUCAAACUGCCUCCAAGCUGCAUCACCUUGGUUCUCUGUCCCUUUAGCUUUUUCCUUCCAGCUCUCCCAUGAGACAGAGCAAGGCCACAGGGGAGGCUUUGUUUGGGGUGGCUUCUGUUUGGAGUUGACCACAGAGUGUGUAAAGUCUGCUGCCAAGGUGAUGGAUCCACAAAGAGCUGGAAGAUGCAGCAAGGAGCCAGCUUCAGCCCCUGAGCAACCUCUGCUCCACCACCUUGUUGAGUCUGCUCUUGAGGGUGAUGGAUCCACAAACAGCUGGAAGAUGCAGCAGGGAAGCAGCUCCAGCCCCUGGACAACCUCUGCUCCCUCACCUUGAUGAGUCUACUGUUGAGGGUGAUGGAUCCACAAAGAGUUGGAACACACAGAAGGGAACCAGCUCCAGCCCCUGGGCAACCCCUGCUCCACCACCUUGAUGAGUCUGCUGUCAAGGUGAUGGAUCCACAAAGAGCUGGAAGAUGCAGCAAGGAGCCAGCUCCAGCCCCUGGGCAACCUCUGCUCCCCCGCCUUGAUGAGUCUGCUGUUGAGGGUGAUGAAUUCACAAAGAGCUGGAAGACACAGCAGGGAACCAGCUCCAGCCCCUGGGCAACCUCUGCUCCCCCACCUUGAUGAGUCUGCUGUUGAGGGUGAUGGAUCCACAAAGAGCUGGAAGAUGCAGCAGGGAACCAGCUCCAUCCUCUGAGCAACCUUGAUGGGUGCUCCUGUGGCAUGGGAUCAGCCAUGGGCCCAGCACUGGUGGUGAUCUCUGGAGAGAUCACCUCAAAAAGGACUCUGUAGAUCCUGGCACUGUGCACCCAGCGUGGCCAAACCUUGCAGAGCUCCCUUAGACCCAGCAACCGCAGGGAGCUGCAGCACAGCCCUGCGUGGGCAUCGGUACCACGAGCCCCCUGCUCUCUGUACCUUCCUUUGCCAUGGAACAAAAACCCACAACCAAACCAACCAACCAAAAGAGACAAAAUAAAAGGACAAAAGUAGGGGGUGGGGAAAGAAGUAAAAAGGAGGAAAAAUAGAAAAAGGAGGGGAAAGGAAAACCAAAAGGAAAAAUUUGGUCUCUGUGACAUUCAGGGGAUUUUUCCUUUGUGGACCUGCAGAAUUUCUAUGACUUAGAGUUUGGGUGGGGGGGGGUGAGGGGGGGGGGUUGGGUUUUGGCUUUUUUUUGGUUUUGUUUUUUUUUUUGUAAGCAUUUUGUAACAAUUUUGGUUUCAUAGUAACUGUGUUACUUGCUGCUCAUUCUAGGGCCGAGGUAAAGAAACUUUCCAACAAAACCAACAAAAGGAAAAAAAAAAAAAGGAACAAAAAAGAAAAAAAAUAAAAAUAAGAAGGAAAAAAAAAAGAGAGAGAGAGAGAGAGAGGGAGGGGGGAGGAAAAAAAAAAUUCUGAUGCUUAUUUUCCUUUUUAAGACACUGUGAAAUAUCAGAGUGCACAGUUUGCUGUAUGAAGUAAUAUGGUUUUAAAAUUUUCAAUAAAAGCCCUUUCUAGAAAACAAAAGCA